Molecule: messenger RNA, 1539 nt
Organism: Exophiala oligosperma
Lineage: Eukaryota; Fungi; Ascomycota; Eurotiomycetes; Chaetothyriales; Herpotrichiellaceae
Exons: 1
Coding region: 1-1539 (512 amino acids)
Biological process (GO): polysaccharide catabolic process; L-arabinose metabolic process
Molecular function (GO): alpha-L-arabinofuranosidase activity
Source: RefSeq, a predicted model, not a curated record
AUGACAACCUACACACCAAGCAAGUCGUCGAAACCGUCGAUAUCAAUCUUCCCAAAUCACAAAUUCUCCAAGAUCGACAGGAACAUCUACAGUGGUUUCACCGAACACAUGGGACGAUGCAUCUACGGAGGGAUCUACGACCCUUCCAACCCUAACAAGCACCUGACCACCCCCGAAGGGUUCCGCAAAGAUGUCCUCGAAGCCCUCCGGCCACUCUCGAUCCCGGUAUUUCGCUACCCCGGCGGCAAUUUCUGCGCGACGUACCACUGGCAAGACGGGAUCGGACCGUUGUCUCAACGUCCCUCCCGGCCCGAGCUUGCCUGGGGAGCCGUCGAGACCAACCACUUUGGAACCGACGAGUUCAUGUCGUGGUGCGACGCCGUGAAGGCAGAACCCUACCUCUGUCUCAACUUUGGCACGGGUACUCUCGACGAGGCACUCGCCUGGGUCGAAUACUGCAACGGCACGAAAGACACGUACUGGGCGAACCUGAGGCGCGCCAACGGCCAUGCCGCGCCUUACAACGUCAAGUACUGGGCCCUGGGUAAUGAAAUGUGGGGUGAUUGGCAACUCAACCAGAUGACGGCUUCAGCCUACGCCGACCGUGCGUGGCAGUGGGCAAAAGCACUCAAACUCCUCGACCCUUCCAUCGUUUUGAUCCUGUGCGGCAAAGAAGGUCCGACCUCUUGGGAUUACCAAGUGCUCAAACAUUGCCUGAGGCCUGCGGGACUCAGUGACCUCGGCGAGACUCAAACCCCCCUGAUCGACAUGCACAGUAUCCACCUGUACACGGCCAGCGAGGACCACUACGAAAACGUCACCGGCCCUCUGGCCGCCGGACGCUCCAUCGAGGUCUGUUCAAGCCUGAUCGACCUGGCCUUUGUCGAAAAUGGACUCCCCCCGACUCAAAACAGACCCAAGAUUUGUUUCGACGAGUGGAACGUUUGGUCACCCCCACGAGCCCCCGGGAGUAAAGGGGCAGAGGAGGAAUACACGCUCUCCGACGCCCUCGCCGUGGCCGUGUGGUUGAACGUCCUGGUCCGCAAUGCCAAAGAUCUGGGUAUGGCCUGCAUAGCCCAGAGCGUCAACGUCAUCAGUCCGCUCAUGACAACCGAGACCGGAAUCGUGAAACAAACCACCUGGUUCCCCUACGAGUUGUUCUGUCGCUAUAUGAAGGGUCAUACUGUAGCGGUACACCUUGAGUGUGACGAGUACACGGGACCGACCAAACCGAAAUGGGUGAGAGCAACUAAAGAAACGCCCUGGAUGGACGUCAGUGCCACGGUCGACGACGACGAAGGCUACGUGACCGUGUGCGUGGUGAAUAUGCAUCUAGAAAUGGACUUGUCCACAAAGAUAAACGGCACGGCGGGAGCAAAUAUUCACGUGUUUUCAAUCACAGGGGCGAAUGAUAAAGUCACAAACAUGGCUGGUAAAGAAGAGGUCGGGAUCAAAGAGUCGGAAUGGGAUUCGAGUGCAAACGCAGAGUUUGUCUUUCCGAGAUGUUCUAUCACAAUGUUGAGGUGGAAUCAAAAAUAG